Messenger RNA from Dermochelys coriacea (leatherback sea turtle), 1296 nucleotides. It is a transcript of the gene HCST, whose product is annotated as hematopoietic cell signal transducer. The transcript has 4 exons. The record is from RefSeq and is a predicted model, not a curated record. Gene Ontology annotation, molecular function: phosphatidylinositol 3-kinase binding; signaling receptor binding. Bases 208 to 456 code for a protein of 82 amino acids. NCBI's taxonomy places the organism in Eukaryota, Metazoa, Chordata, Testudines, Dermochelyidae. Gene Ontology annotation, cellular component: membrane. Gene Ontology annotation, biological process: positive regulation of phosphatidylinositol 3-kinase/protein kinase B signal transduction; regulation of immune response.
GCUCUCCCCUCCCACACAUCCUGUGUGUCUUUGCCAUGGUCUGCCUGGGCCAUGCUCCCAGCCCCGGAUGUGGGUGACUGCAGCGGGCGCUGGGCCCUAGAGGGGAACAUCACAACAAACAUGUAGCAAUCACUGGGCUGCUGCUGGAGGGGACAGUGGCUGAGCGCUGGCUGCGCUGCCCGUAGGCCUGCCCGGGGUGAGCUCACCAUGUGGGGCCCUGUCCUGCCCUUCCUCUGCCUCCUCUUCGCAGACGCCGUCUCUGCCCAGGGACAGGGGCAGUGUGGGGAUUGCUACCAGAUCCAGACGCCCGUCAUCAUCGGUGUGGUGCUCGGAGACCUCGUCUUCACCCUGUUCCUCAUCGCCGGGGUGUAUCACUGCACCAAGCGCUGCAGCAAACCCACGGGCAACCGCGAAGACCAGAAGAUUUAUAUGAACAUGCCUGGAAGAGUCAACUGACCCUCCCCGCCACCUCCACCUCAGUACCUAGCUGAUCCCACUGCUCACACCAUCCUCACCACCGGGGGAUAGACAUUCUCCGCAGAUACCAGCACUUCCUUGCCCCAACACCUUGGACAUGGGGCCUUUUCCCUCUAGGGGGCGCCGGCUCCAACGUGGCCCCAGGGUGCUGACUGGCUGGCCCUCAGAGGCGGGGAAUGGGACACGGGGCCUUUCCCCUCUAGGGGGCACCGGCUUGGGGGUCUGAUGUGGUCAGGGAUUUUGGGGUGCAGUCAGGUGGAAUCUUGGCUCCCCAGUGCCCCCUGCUGUUUGGUGACAGAAUCACAUGCCCUAGCCCCAGUUUGGGGGUUUCCAGGGUUCCCAGUUUCAUGGCCAAUCCCAAGGGCUUUCCCCAGUUUGGGGGUGAAUGCAAAGGCAGUCAUUUUGGGGGCUCACAUUCCCCUUUUUGGGGGGUUGUAGUUUGGGGGGACUGAGCCCUGGAGGGGGGACUCUGGGACCAGCUCAGGAGGUUCAGAAUUUAGCUCCGUUCUGAGCAGGGGAAGGGCUGGAUUUUGGUGGGGGGGAACACCCUGAUUGCCAGAGGGACACCCCAGAGCUGGGCAGGGGCUCACGUUGGGAGGCAAUGAAAGGGAGCCAGCGAGCUCCUGGGCUAACACUGAGGGAGGGCUGACUUUUGGGGGUGCUAUCCGGACACCCCCAGGGAUGGGGGGGAGGAAAGAGAAGACACCCCCCUCUGCCCUCACCUGACCCCCAUCAGUCCCAAGCAUUAAAGGGUUUGGGGCUAUAGGCCACCCAACUGCUUCUCUUCAUCUUUCCCAUUAAAACAAGUGGACCUGUUUA